Messenger RNA from Amblyraja radiata (thorny skate), 3202 nucleotides. It is a transcript of the gene slc6a7, whose product is annotated as solute carrier family 6 member 7. Gene Ontology annotation, biological process: sodium ion transmembrane transport; amino acid import across plasma membrane; nitrogen compound transport. Gene Ontology annotation, molecular function: amino acid:sodium symporter activity. Gene Ontology annotation, cellular component: plasma membrane. The coding region runs from base 183 to 2147 and encodes 654 amino acids. The record is from RefSeq and is a predicted model, not a curated record. The transcript is spliced from 15 exons. Lineage: Eukaryota; Metazoa; Chordata; Chondrichthyes; Rajiformes; Rajidae.
UCUCCCAGUCUCCUAGGCGACCAGGUGAGAGAGCUCGCUCGCCGUACAGGUGAGGCAGCAGUGUCGGGGUUGGAGCCACCUGGAUUACCUGUCAGCCGAUCGCUCCCAGCACCGCUCCACGACUCUACCCCUGCCGCAGAUACUGCCUAGAUGUCAGCAGCAGCAGCGGGCAGCUCUGCUCAAUGAGAUUCCUCGAAACAUGGGCCAACUACAUGAAGAAAACAGACACCAACAAAGAGGAAAUAAAGUCACCUGGAGGUCCUCAGGCUUCCAUGACACUCGCCAACGGAUACGUGGAGAGCCCGGUCAGGACCCAGGCGGGGGCGGAGGUGGCCGCGCAGAGUGGACCUGCGCCUGAGCCCCCGGCUCCGCUCCCAGAGCAGCCGCCGGCCCGCGGUGGCUGGGGCGGCAAGCACGAGUUCCUGCUCAGCUGCAUCGGCUACUGCGUGGGGCUGGGCAACGUGUGGAGGUUUCCUUACCUCUGCUACCGCAAUGGAGGAGGCGUGUUCCUCAUCCCCUACUGCAUCAUGAUGAUGGUGACGGGAUUGCCGCUCUUCCUGAUGGAGUUGAGUCUGGGCCAAUAUGGCGGCACCGGGCCCAUCACCGUGUGGAAGUGCUGCCCCCUGCUGAAAGGGAUCGGCAUUGGAAUGUUGGUGGUGGCCUCCCUGGUAUCUCUGUACUACAAUGUCAUCAUCGCAUGGACCUUCUACUACCUAGGCAGCUCCUUCCAGAACCCCCUGCCCUGGUCUUGUGAAGCCCCAGCAAACUUCCACCUGUGUCAGAAUCUGACAGCCAACCGCAGCUCUUUGAGUGCCAGUGAAUUCUUCUGGAAUGAGCGUGUGCUGGGACUACCCCACAGUGCAGGGCUGCAGGACCCGGGGCGGGUUCGCUGGCAACUGGCCUUGUGUCUCCUGGUCGCCUGGGUCUUCAUCUUCUUCUGCUGCCUGAAGGGGAUUCGCAGCUCAGGCAAGAUGGUGUACGUGACGGCCACAUUCCCGUACCUGGUGUUGAUCGUGUUGAUCAUCCGCGGCGCCACGCUGCAGGGGUCACUGCAAGGGGUUCAGUUCUACCUCAGCACCGACUGGCGGCGACUCGGCAGCGCCCAGGUGUGGAACGACGCUGCCUCCCAGAUAUUCUAUUCGUUGGGCAUCGGCUUUGGAGGUCUGCUGUCCAUGGCAUCUUACAACAAGUUCGACAACAAUGUGGUCAGGGACACGUUGAUCAUCGUCACCGGCAACUGCGUCACCAGUUUCAUUGCCGGCUUCGCCAUCUUCUCCAUCCUGGGACACAUGGCGUGGAAGAAGGGCGUGGCGGUCAGUGACGUGGCGGACACGGGUCCAGGCUUGGCAUUCGUGGCUUACCCAGAGGCCCUGGCGCUCCUGCCCGGUUCCUUCAUCUGGUCUAUUCUCUUCUUCCUGAUGCUCUUCACCCUGGGGAUCGAUACCCUGUUUGGGAACCUGGAGGGAAUCACGACGGCUGUGCUGGACGAGUUCCCAGCGCUCCGGCAGCCCAGGCGGAAAGCCAUGUUCCUGGCUGCCCUCUGCUUCGUCUUCUACCUGCUGGGACUGCUGCUCGUCACAGAGGGGGGUAUCUACUGGUUCACACUGAUCGAUGCCUACAGCACCAGCUUUGGACUCAUCAUUAUCACCUUCUUCAUGUGUCUCGGCAUUGCCUUCUUCUACGGGGUCAACCAGUUCUGUGACGACAUUGUGGACAUGCUGAGGCUUUGCCCGCCCUGGUGCGUCAACAUGCUGCUCUACUUCAAGGCCUGCUGGAUUCUCUUCACACCUCUCCUGCUGCUGUUUAUCCUGAUUUACAUCUUUGUGGAGAUGUACAACACGCCGCUACACUACGGCCCGUACGAGUACCCAGCCUGGGGCCGAGCGCUGGGGGUGUGUCUGGGGGUGGUCAGCUGCAUACAGAUCCCCAUCUGGUCAGUCGUGGCCGUGGUCAGCGAGUCCGGCACCCUGCGUGAUCGCUUCCGGAAGGCCAUCCGACCCUUGAACUCCUGGAAGGUGACCGGCGGCGACCGGACCUUCACCCAACACAUCAUCGACGUCCCCUUCCACGUCACCCUGACCGACCACGAGUUCACCAACGAGGGCCCGGGCUUCAGUGGCCAGAGCGGCAGGCCUGGGCCUGAGUGACCCGGUGGCCGUGGGCCCAGGCUCAGAGGUCAGGGGUUAGUGGCUGGAGGGCUGGGGGGGUCAUUGCCUGGACUGGCCGGGACCAGCCACAAGACGUGGCAAUGGGUCAACCCCCAAUGACCUCUGACCUGGGCCCUGGGUCAAUGCUCAGACCACUCCCGCUGACCAGUAUUGAGGAUGUCUAGACUCAUGGCUCAAACACGGACUGCUCCACCAUCUCAGGGUGCGAUACAAGCGGGGGGCCAGGCAGCUGCUGGACCGGCCUGUCGCGGCCCCUGGCCCUGGAAGCACAGACUACAUCGUCCAGUACUCCCACUGCCCACCCACCCACCCACUCACCCACCCACUCACUCACCCACUCACCCACCCACCUUGCACUGAGGCAGGAACAACAACAGGAUCUAAUGCCCCACGACUGGAACUUGGAAACGGUGCCCAACAUGCAACUCUGCACGCCGCCUCAGUGUAUACGACUGCCGUACACUUGUACUGUAUCUGAGAUACACAGAAACAUGGUCAAUAGGUGCAGGAGUAGGCCAUUCAGCCCUUCGAGACAGCACCGCCAUUCAAUGUGAUCAUGGCUGAUCAUCCCCAAUCAGUACCCCGUCCCUGCCUUCUCCCCAUAUCCCCUGACUCCGUUAGCCCUAAGAGCUAAAUCUAACUCUCUCAUGAAAACGUCCAGUGAAUUGGCCUCCACUGCUUCUGUGGCAGAGAAUUCCACAGAUUCACAACUCUCUGGGUGAAAACGUUUUUCCUCAUCUCAGUCCUGAAUUGCCGACCUCUUAUUCUUAAACUGUGUGUGACCCCUGGUUCUGGACUCCCCCAACAUCGGGGAACAUUUUUCCUGCAUCUAGCCUGUCCAAUCCCUUAAGUAUUCUAUGUGUUCCUAUAAGAAUCCCGCUCAUCCGCCUAAAUUCCAGUGAAUAUAAGCCAUGGAUAAUGCUGAUGUAAGAUGUAUCUCAGAGCCUUUGCAUAUUGAUGCUUGUACUGAACUGAUACAGGAAUGAAUUUCACUGUACCUUGCUAUGUGAAAUAAAGUACAUUAUCAUUGUAGG